AUGGUUAUCGCGAGUCACCUCCAAUUUGAUAAAAACGAGGAUAAAGUAAAAAUAAAAGUAGAAGAAGUAGACGAAGAAGAAGACGAAGAAGAAGAAAUACCAGCCAUAUUAGAAGAGACUGAAAUACUUCAUCGACUACGGGAAUACAAUGAGCUAAUAACAUGGAUGGACAGCGAAUUCCAGAAUCAAAGUCAAGACCUUUUCCACAAGAAACUCGAACGCAUGCAGCAUGAAAUGCUCGAUAUUCAACAAGGUUCUCAUCCUGCCUACUUGGACGAGGUAUCCGAUCUUAAGCUUAAACGAGAAAAGACUAUUUUCAGUGCAGAGUGCUUUAUGGCGUAUCAGCUAGAAUUUGCAGAGGGACAGCACGCCCAGAGUAUGAAUACAAUUCAGGACGAAUUCGAAAUGGAACGCCGUCACUUGCACACCACUCUAAUGACAAUUAUUGAUGAUCGACGAAAACAAAUCAAGGAGGAUAAAUUGGAAGACAAGUCAUUCAAUAUAGAAGUUCCUGUAGAUGUCUUCCAGGAUGCCCAUUCGCGCAUCUCCCACCGUCGUAACCUUCGUAACAAUAAAAAGCCACAAGGUGACAAACUUCAUGGAUUAUCAUCACGACAUGAACCCACUAGGCGACGACAAGCACGAGUCGUAACUCUUCACAAUAUUCACGCACAGCCAUUUUCAAAAGAAGAAGAAGAACUAAAGGCUGAUUUUAUCAGUAUGAAAAUUCGAUAA
Phycomyces blakesleeanus NRRL 1555(-) is the source of this 735-nucleotide messenger RNA. RefSeq lists its product as hypothetical. NCBI's taxonomy places the organism in Eukaryota, Fungi, Mucoromycota, Mucoromycetes, Mucorales, Phycomycetaceae. The coding region runs from base 1 to 735 and encodes 244 amino acids. The record is from RefSeq and is a predicted model, not a curated record. The transcript has 7 exons.